Saccostrea echinata is the source of this 1020-nucleotide messenger RNA. RefSeq names its product tRNA wybutosine-synthesizing protein 5-like. Bases 2 to 970 code for a protein of 322 amino acids. The record is from RefSeq and is a predicted model, not a curated record. The transcript has 7 exons. Gene Ontology annotation, biological process: wybutosine biosynthetic process. Gene Ontology annotation, molecular function: 2-oxoglutarate-dependent dioxygenase activity; tRNA binding. Lineage: Eukaryota; Metazoa; Mollusca; Bivalvia; Ostreida; Ostreidae.
AAUGUCAAAACAAGAAUCCACGUGCCAAUGUUUAUUUCAGAAAAAAAUACAUCCUGUUAAAAUAGUAACGCAUUUUGACAAUGUUUUUGAAGAGAGGACGCCUGUGAUUUUGAGAGGACAGUACAUUGGAGAUGUCACAGAGAAGUGGAGCUCAGUGGAGUACCUGGCAGAAAAGGGUGGCGCCAAACCUGUCAAAAUCCAUGUGUCACCAAUCCCACAGAUGGAUUUCAUUAACAAAAACUUUGCCUACAAAUCCCUGCCAUUUAAUGAAUUUGUAAGGCGAGCAGCAGAGGACACCCACAAAGAAUUCUUCAUCUCAGAGACAGAGAAGUACUACCUGCGUGCCCUAGGUGACGACGUUAGAAAGGAGGUAGCUGAUAUCAGUGUACAGUUUCCAGAGCUCGCCCAGGAUCUAGUCAUUCCGGAUCUGUUCCCAAGGGACAGGUUCUUCUCCAGUGUAUUCCGGAUAGCAUCCAGAGGACUCCAGCUGUGGACUCAUUAUGAUGUGAUGGACAACAUACUGAUUCAGAUCAGUGGUAGGAAGAAGGUGGUGUUGUUUGACCCGGCUGAUGCUCACAAUCUGUACCUUAAUGGUGACAAAUCUGAGGUAUUGGACAUAGAUCAUCCUGACUCAGAGAAGUACCCCAAAUUCUACUCCGCCAUCAGGUACGAGGGGCAGCUAGAACCAGGGGACAUCCUAUUUAUUCCAGCUUUGUGGUUCCACAACGUUGUGUCUCUAGACUUUGGUGUGGCAGUAAAUGUGUUUUGGAAACAUCUUGAGGAUAAAAUGUACGAUAAUAAGGACAUAUACGGUAACAAGGACCUUCAGCCUGCUGUGAGAGCCAUGCAGAUCGCUGACCGAGCCAUCAAAGCUCUCGAGGAGUUACCUCCAGUGUAUAGGGACUUCUACGCUAGAAGACUUGUCAGCAAGAUAGAGAACAAGUGUUAUAUUAAAUCUGAUGUCACAUAAAGAUGUGGCGGUUAUUGUACAAAUAUUUAUUAAAGUUAAAAUGGCCUGCA